This is a messenger RNA of Vanessa tameamea, 1918 nucleotides long. RefSeq names its product carotenoid isomerooxygenase-like. The record is from RefSeq and is a predicted model, not a curated record. The coding region runs from base 144 to 1667 and encodes 507 amino acids. The transcript is spliced from 13 exons. Gene Ontology annotation, molecular function: carotenoid dioxygenase activity; beta-carotene 15,15'-dioxygenase activity. Lineage: Eukaryota; Metazoa; Arthropoda; Insecta; Lepidoptera; Nymphalidae. Gene Ontology annotation, biological process: carotene catabolic process; retinal metabolic process.
CGCUCUUGUGCGAUGUGUUUACUUAUAUCGAGAACCUACUGCGGCUGUUACAGUACUCAUUUCUAGGUCACGAAGGUGUUAACGUCAGUCAGCGAGCGUUUCUCUCUGCAGCUGUCGGUCACAUUAGUUAACCAACUUUAAAGAUGACGGAGACGAAAAAGCUGUACCCUUAUUAUGAUAUGAACAUUUGGUUCAGGACUUGCGAAGAGGAGAUCAACGAGCCUCUGGAAGGAAAGACCACAGGUGUAAUUCCCUCGUGGGUACGAGGCACGCUGCUGAGGAAUGGUCCUGGAUGCAAUAAAAUCGGUACAUAUCAGUAUGAUCACGUAUUCGACGGCUUAGCCCUUAUACAUAGGUUUUCCAUAAAACAUGCGAAGGUGACCUACCAAUGUCGCUUUGUCCGUUCAGAGACGUACAAAAAAAAUACUACAGCGAAUCGCAUUGUGGUGACAGAGUUCGGCACCAAGGCGGUACCCGACCCUUGCAGGAGUAUAUUUGACCGAAUUUCAUCAAUAUUUAACUUCACUAUGGAUCAGACGGACAACACGGCGGUCUCAGUGUACCCGUUCGGAGACCAAGUCUACGCCAUGACAGAAGUGCCCGUUCUUUACAAAAUCGACCCAGUGACCCUCGAGACUGUGGGCAAGGAGAAACUGGCCGACUCGUUGGUUGUGUGUCACACUGCGCAUCCGCACGUCAUGCCCAACGGAGACGUUUACAACGUGGGCUUGAAUACCGUGAAAGGGGACUUACGUCACGUGGUUGUGAAGUUCCCUUACAGCGAUAAAGGAGACAUGUUUGAGACAGUGGAGAUUGUUGGCAGCUCGAAGCCAAGAUGGCGCUUCAAUCCCGCGUACAUGCAUUCAUUUGGGCUGACGGAGAACUAUUACGUGAUAAUCGAACAGCCGUUGGUGAUAUCUCUACUGAACUUGAUGCGCCGCCGCUUCGUCGUCGCGGAGCCAUUCGCCUCCACUCUGGUCAGCUACCCGGAAUACGAGACGAACAUAAUUCUAAUACACCGAGUGACCGGCGAAGAGAAACGAUACCCGACGGACACGAUUUAUUUCAUGCAUGUCAUCAAUUGCUUUGAAACGGACGGCGCCCUGUGCGUCGAUUUGUGCUCGUAUAAAGAUGCAAACAUACUUAACGCCAUGUACGUCUCGGCGAUAAAGGAUAUGCACAGCAACCCCGACUACGGCCAGUGGUGUCAAUGCCGUCCCAAACGGAUCGAAAUCCCCCUCGAGGCGCCACCCCUGACUAAAGUUGAGUCACGUUUAAUCGCAGACGUCGGAGUCGAGACGCCUAUGAUUAACUAUAAAUUAUGCAAUGGUAAACCGUACAGGUAUUUCUACGGAAUUGGGUCGGACGUUGAUACUGGUGACGCUGGAUCGAUUGUUAAAGUAGACACGAAGACUGGCGAGGUGCUAUAUUGGAUAGAGCCCCAGUGCUAUCCCAGCGAACCAAUUUUUAUUGCAAAUCCGGACGGCCAGGACGAAGACGACGGAGUGCUCCUCAGCGCCGUGCUGUGGAGUCGAGACGACCGCGCCAUCGCACUGUUAGUGUUGAACGCUAAAAACUUGGAAGAAAUCGCACGAGCGCACUUCACGACACCGUCACAAACUACGAAAUGUUUUCACGGAUGGUUCUUGCCGGAUCAAAUGAAUUAAAUUGACCUUAUUUAUAGACAUUAUUCAUCAUAUCUGUUAGAGUAGAUUCACUUCAGAAAAAUGCUUAGGAAUAUGUUAUAUGAAUAAAGGUCUCAUGUUCGUUAUUGACGCUUACACCAGUGCAAGGCACAUUGACCAUUACCAUGACCUUACCUUGCCAAUGCAUUGUCAAACAAUAUAGGAACGAAUAUGGUAUGUUCCCUAUUCAUUUAUGAGAAUAAAAUGCAAUGUAAAAUAAAGUCUGAUAUUUU